UUUUUUAAUUUUAUCGCAGCACUGACAAAGGAAAAGGACUUCAGUGAGGACGUCACCACCAGUCAGCCUGUUUUAUUCUACUAUAAGUAAUGCAGCUCAACACUGUAUUAUCGAUAUCUAUCGUCGCAGUCGCUUUAGUUUAACACGACAUUAUUAAAAUGAUGACGCUGUUGAUCAUGUACAAGAACAACUCAGCUUUUACAACAUUCAGUCAUGGAAACAAAAUGAGCGCUAAAGAACAAGUCUCUUCAGCGAAUCCUUCCGUCAAAGGAGCAGCUGGGUUUUUUGAUACUGCACGCCUUGUCCAAGAAGUACCCUUGCCACCACGACUAGGGUUUCCGGCUGGCUGAGCCUGAGAGGUAUACAAGAAUGUCACAGGUGAACGGCUUAGAGCGAGUUGCCGUCGAUCCGGCAACGCCAUGUGGGCCGGAUCGGACCUCGACAAGCUCCAAUGUCCACGAUUCUUCAGUGUCAGCGGAUUCCUCCAGCUCCAGGACAGAAGUGUCGACUUCAUCCUUUGGCAGGCUUUGUUCAACAAAAGCUCGAAAUGCUGCCAUCUUUUGCGGCGCUUGUAUGGUCUCAGUUGUCACUCGCGUAUCAGCGUCACUGAUGCAGCGUCGAUGCCCGACUCCUCGUGGAAACUUUAUAGAGCAUUCACGAUGCUGCCUUGCGAUCACCUCGAUCAUUCUGUCCCUCCUAGCGGCUGCCAGCCUCCUCGUUUUUCUCGGGAUGUCUCGUGGUCUCAGUCGCUCCAGCCUGGAGUUUGCGAGUGGCGGUCCGACAGAUAAUCCCGCACCUGUGACAGCUGCCUCUGCGAAUGACCUCCGAAAUCUGAACGGGCAUUAUGAACUGCGCGAUGAGGCUGUUCAUUUUGAGACAGAUUUCGGGAAACGAGGGAUGCAGUUUUUCGACGCCGUAUCUCCUGUGAUCGAAACGAGGUACGGGGAAGUCUUCUGGACUGACUUCGGAAAUCUUGAGUUGCCGCAGAACAUCAUCGAGAAAUUCAAGAACGGCGCCAUUGCGAUAACGGGUUACGAACACAAUCAGGUCUUUGCGGACGAUCCUAGCAUCUCCGUUCCGUUCUCAUGGGCAUACAAUCACCACUACGUAGUGUGGAUGACAGCGGAUCCGAUGCAGGCGACGGAAUGGAGUAAAGCAGAAUUGAUGCGACGGUACUUUACCACAGCAGAAGAAUCCGAUGAUCAUGUUAGAGAAAACGGAAGGGAGCAUUUCAAUGACACUCCGAUUUUUGCGAAGAGCGACAAAUCUUCAAGAUUGAACCCGAAAAUGGAGGACUGGCACUCAUUCUCGAUGGAGAUGCAUCACACCGGGUUGAUGAUGCGCGAUAUCAAUAUGACCCACACGCGGGUUUGGCUCCCAGCUCGAACGACAGCAGCAGCUGGCGGAGGGGAUGGAAUCGAAAAUCGUGCUGACGAAACUCGUCUUGUUGAAGAUUCAGUUUCAGAUGCGCAAGUUGGUAGAGAAACAGUGCCGCGCUCACAGUUCAUCAGCGAAGCGAAUGGCGGUGAGAGCAGAAAAAGUUUUCAUGGUUAUCCCCACGGCACUGCCCAACUGGUUCGUGCUCCCCGAUAUUGGCACGUCACGCCGAUGCAGAUUGAUACGCGGAACCGCGAGUGCGGUCUUGAUGCGGCGCUUGUCGCGGAGGAGCGGGAAUUCUUUGAACAAACCCACGAACGGAAGUGCCCCGCUGGAGAAGAACCCAAGCAGGCGCGCUUCGGUAGACGACGAAAUAAAACUUCUGCGCUGACAGGGAGCGGGCCAUCGUCUGGAAAUCGUCCUGGGAGAUCGACGCAGGGAGGACCCUCGUGGGCUAGCUUUUUCACGCGAACUUACAACAAGUUCUUGUCUACCUUUAGAGCGAGCUUUCAUCUAGAGCGAGUUUUCAAGCCAGUACAAAAAUACCUCUUCCCAUCCGGCCCAAAUCCGACAACUCCGACUCCACAGAGCAUUGGCGUCGUCGCCCCAACGAGGAAAGAAAUCAAGGAACGGAGAAUGGCGAACAAUGCAUCGGAAUCUCCAGCUCGUGUACGCGAGACUUUACCAGGAAAUAGGCGACACACAGACUACCACGACCUAAUGCAGGAGGCUCAGAAAGGAUAUUCUGGCUUAGUCGAGUGUCCAUGCACCCACAGAUUUGGCGGUGACCCCAUGAUUUAUGGUGUACAAACACCGACAAAGUCAUUUCGGAAGCAGUUUGCAGUCAAUGCGGAUGCACCUCAGUGUCGCUCAAGUCUUAAAAUCUCCGAAGCUCAGGCUUGUUUUGAUGCGGCGGCAAAACUCUUGCCUGCUGGCAUCGAUCCGGCUGUAGACGUCAGGAAUGUUACCGUGGCACAGCAAGAAACAGGAACAUUGCCCGACAAAGAUGCGGCUCCCAACAUGAUGUCGGCAGUUCUCUCAGGCAACGAGGGGAAGGCCCCACCUGGUUGCUCGGUCCGCUUUUUAUUUGGGAUGCAGCGCUACAGCUACACAGGGCAACGCCCAAAAAGAGCAGCGACUGGUCACUCGAACGGAGAAGAAGUGGGUGACAGGGUAACCGCGAAAAGAGUUGAGAUAAUUUUCCUUGCGUCCGCGCCUUCGCGGUCCCGCUUUGUUGACGUGCCGCCAGUAAGUAAAAGAGCUAGACGGUCAAACAUCCAAGAUGAUGCAGGAGAUCCUCCCUCUUGUAGCAUGUCACCACUUCGAGCGGGAAGCGUGCUUUUCAGCAGUAUUGGAGUAGGAUUAAACAUCACGCUGAAUAGUUCACACGUUGUUCUCGAUCUCGAGGGUCCCUCUGAUGUGUGGUUUGGCGUCGCUUUCAACGCGGUAUUGAUGGCCGACCAGCCGUACACGGUUUUGGUUUUACCAAAGCAGACAGCGACAGGAAAGGCACAGGGGGCAAGAAGAGCAGAAGCGCGAGAUGUAACUAUUCAAGAUAAUAGAGCAGACGUCGUUGAGCAGCAAAUCGGCACCUGCGGAGAGGAAGCAGAACAUUGUCCUGGCCACCGACUGCGGGUACAAUCACUUGAAGUGAUUUCAGAGGAUGUAGUGAGAGUUCAAGGUGCUAACAAAAGAAGGAGGCGUCUACGAAUCGCUCGAAGGCGUGAGGGUGCAACAAAGCAGCAUUACACCUUUGAAGCAGCUUUUCCGACGAUCAAUCUCAUGUCUGCGGUUGGAAAAAGCCCUGUUUUUGCUCAUCAUCGGGCCCACCAGCGGAAGCAGGUGGCGCUCUGGGAUGUUGGUUCUGACGUACACAAUUGCGUUUGUGUUGACGACCACGCGCCAGGACUACUUUGCGACAGGAGCGGUCUCAACUGCGAGUCAUUCGUGAAAAAAUGCGCGCACGCUUGUCCGGGAUCUGUAUCUAGCCUCGAAGCAACCUGGAGUCAAGUACAAGACCAUACUAGUGCAAUCAAAAGGGAGGCACAAUUUGAUGGUGGCCUUGCAGAAGCACCAAAAACAACAACACAUGGAUCUUCCUCAUCGUCAUCUUUACUGAGUAGAAAUGAAAAUCCUCCGAGAGAGUGUGGGGAUCUUGUGUCUCAGCACAAUCCGACUUGCUCCAGUUUACACUACGUCGGCGGGCUGCAGUGCUGUCGACAUCGGGACAUUCUGCUAGAUCAUGAGCAGAGUGAAGAGCAUGUGGACGCUAACAGUGCACUGCAUUCUCGAGCACACAAACAUCAGGAAAGGCAGUUACUGAGGUAUCGUCUCCAGUUUCGUUUCUGGUAUCAGGAGUACAAACAGCAGAAGGUGGAUGCAACAAAUAAACCCCAGAAACACAUCUCGACUCCCGAUGCUGACCACAGCCAAGCUGCGACAAUUGUGGACAGUCAAUUCCAAAGCCCCUUACCCUCUUCCGCCGUGUCCUCAAAAUUUUUCGCCUCUCACCUGAACCUCGAGAGGCUGUACUUUCAAACUGAAGCAGCAGCCGGAGAGUACGAUGUUCCCCCAGCGUUUCGGCUUCUGGACGAGAAACCGCUCGUCGGAUUUCCUGAUUUAAAACCUGGAGAAGUAUCGCUUGGCACGACUUGCCGAUGUCGAAAAGCCGACUUACUUAGCGGGGAAAGACCGAAAGAACCACUUGCUCGCUUGAAAGGGCAUACUGCUGUAAAAGGAGAUAUGCAUGUUGUAAACACUGGGCUUCCACCAGAUGAUCGAACAGGAACACUAAUGGACAUGGCUAGCGGCUCCAGUAGAGAAAGUGUAUUUACUGCAGGACAGACUCUUGCGCCUUCCAUACUUGCUGAGAUUUCCUCCACGAGCACGCAUCCGGAACUGCAAGAACCACUGUGCGAAUGCGAACACAAGAUCGAAUACCAUUUUCCUUUCGAGCGACAGCGGUGGGCCUCGUUGGACGAUUUGGCGGCUGCGCUCUUGCAAAGAAACUACCCAGACGAAAGAGUCGACAGCGAGGCGAAUUCCCAACCGACGACGAAAAAACGCAGCAUGAACAUGAGGGGUGGCGUCUAUCUUAUUUGGGCCAAUGGGCAUUGUCAUGCACCGUCAUGUCUGUCCAUGGAGCUUCGGCGUAAUGACACCGGUGAACUGCUCUGCCGCCAGGAACCGAUUCUCGGCACAACGUGGUCUACAGAUGAUGUUCUGAUCGAGCCUGGCUUUGUGCACAUUCCACCUUGUGUUUUCGCGAAUCCGGCUAUAGACGCAUCGCUCCUUCAACACCUUCCAUCUGCACCCUACAUCCCCUUUCACGCACCUCUCGUGUCGGUCAAACGCAAUCGAAACACAGACAACGGACACUACGGCGAGAUGGCAUCUUGGCAAAUGCGCGCGAUUCCGGAAGACGCCUUCCAGAAGAAACAACAAGAAUCAGGAUGAGACGAAAGAACAUCUUCUUGUCCUUCAUCUAGAAGCGAGCGAAAAUGUUACACCAGCGCCAAUUUUAUGGUUGGCCAGCCUUCCUUCCCCUUGGUGUUAUGUCAAUUCUUCUGUGCCUUCGCCUUUGAUGCGUACUUCCUGUACUAAACGAACAGGAUUCUACAAGAAGAAAGGAGCUAUUGCAAAUUUAAAGGACUCUAGACUUCCCGACCCCAGCCCCGAGCGGUCUCUUUUCAACAAGGUUUACCAUAGAGCCUUUCGUCCAAGAUUUAAGAAAAGCUCCUUCAUCAUUCUUGUUUCGUUUGAGCAGUACUGUUUCGUAUCUUGUUUCGUGGUCACAAUUCCCUUUUCUUGAUCCAUUGUUCUCCUCUCUGUCAGAAAAAGAAUGGUCUUGGUCUCGAAUGUGCAUGUUCUUCUGCUCAUCCAUGGAGCGAUCGAUUUGAACGUAAUUGGUGGUGAACAGAUUAGUGGCAAGUUAGUGCUCGUCCGAUCGGUCUUACAACCACUCGAAGAUAAUGA
This is a messenger RNA of Amoebophrya sp. A25, 5352 nucleotides long. The record is from the annotation of a GenBank genome assembly. Lineage: Eukaryota; Dinophyceae; Syndiniales; Amoebophryaceae.